Molecule: messenger RNA, 801 nt
Organism: Dissoconium aciculare CBS 342.82
Lineage: Eukaryota; Fungi; Ascomycota; Dothideomycetes; Mycosphaerellales; Dissoconiaceae
Product: nucleoside diphosphate kinase
Exons: 6
Coding region: 9-470 (153 amino acids)
Biological process (GO): UTP biosynthetic process; GTP biosynthetic process; CTP biosynthetic process
Molecular function (GO): nucleoside diphosphate kinase activity
Source: RefSeq, a predicted model, not a curated record
CCGAAAAAAUGUCUUCCUCCGAGCAAACCUUCAUUGCCAUCAAGCCUGACGGUGUCCAGCGUGGACUCGUCGGCGACAUCAUCAGCCGAUUCGAGAAGCGAGGCUACAAGCUUGUCGCCAUCAAGCUCGUCACUGCCACCAAGGAGCACCUCGAGAAGCACUACUCCGACCUCGCCGAGAAGCCUUUCUUCAAGGGUCUCGUGACCUACAUGGGUAGCGGCCCCAUCUGCGCCAUGGUCUGGGAGGGUCGUGACGCCGUCAAGACCGGCCGUGUCCUCCUCGGCGCCACCAACCCGCUCGCCUCUGCCCCUGGCACCAUCCGUGGUGACUACGCCAUUGAUGUCGGUCGCAACGUCUGCCACGGCUCUGACGCCGUUGAGUCCGCUCAGAAAGAGAUUGCUCUCUGGUUCGACAAGGCUGAGGUUCAGAGCUGGAAGUCUGCCCAGCACGACUGGGUCUACGAGAAGUAGAUGUGUAAAGGUUGUAAACGGAUAACACUACCAUCUGCGAAAAGAAUAAAUGAGAAAUGAUCAUGGUAUCGCUUUCGUCGAACACUGCUGAGCUAAGCUUGCCUGUUCCUCUGUUUGAGUGAUCGAUGUACUUGAACAGAGUCUCGCCAUUGAGAUAGUAACCCUAAGCCUGGUCAGAGCAAUUCCCGAAACACCCUGGUCGCGUUUCGUCCUAUCACAUUGCACGUCAUGAUCAAGACAAUUUGCUCUUACAUUUGGCCUGGAGGUAUGCCAUCUAACUGAUGAAGCUGAUCAAACGACGGCUCAAACAGGCCAUGGCAACGUCGACGGC